Molecule: messenger RNA, 1034 nt
Organism: Bolinopsis microptera
Lineage: Eukaryota; Metazoa; Ctenophora; Tentaculata; Lobata; Bolinopsidae
Product: LRP2-binding protein-like
Exons: 6
Coding region: 32-721 (229 amino acids)
Molecular function (GO): protein binding
Source: RefSeq, a predicted model, not a curated record
AACCCUGCCAAACUUAACGAAAGGAGUGGAGAUGUUGAAGGAUGUUGUGAGUAACACAGACCCUAACUUCCAGUACCUCAUCCCUCAUGCUCAGUACAACCUGGGAAUGGCUGCUUUCAUGGGGUACGGAAUGAAGCAGAAUGACGAGUUAGCUGAACACUACUGGUUACUAGCUGGUAAGGAAGGUGACCCAGAUGGUAGUAUUGCUGCGCAGUCCCAGCUAGGCAUGUUCUACACCCGCCGUGACACUAAAGAUACCAAGAAAGCUUUUUACUGGCAUUACUUUGCUGCCCAGAAUGGGAGUUUAGAAAGCAAAGGUGCUCUGGGAGUGAUGUACUAUCGCGGAGUGGGAACAAGCCCAGACAAGGAACUUGCCUUUAAAAAUCUGUGUGAAGCUAGUGAACAGGGCUCACUGUUCGCACAGGGAAAUUUAGUGGUAUAUUACUAUGAGAGUAGGCUGUUUACCAGAGCUGCUCACUGCGCUUGGAGUGUUGCACAGACUGAAUCAUUAGAAGAAGCAGCAGAAAAGUCAGGUUGUUUGUUGGAAUUCGUGAGACGUGGAGUUGGUUUGGGAUGUUUUUACUAUGCUCGAUGUUUGCACACUGGUAAAGGAGUACAGAAAAACGAGGCUGAAGCGCAGAAGUAUUUCAGUAAAGCGGUGUUAGUUUGUCCAGAGACAGCUGUUGAACUGAACCAGAAGCUGAAGAACGACGAGCUGUGAAGCAGAGCUCACUACUAUUAUUAGUGCUGUUGUAUAGAGUUAGCUCACUGCUAAGUGUUAAUAUUGUAUAAAGUUGUCACUACAUCAAAUCAAAUAUAGUAGCAAUAAAUCAGAUAAGUUAAAUUAAGAGCGACUUUUUAUACAAAGUACGUCCGUUCAGGAUAUACUGUCAGAUUUGUAAAUAAUUUUGUAAUAUACCUUAUACAGUGCGUUGUUAAUUUAUUAUUAUGUCAGAAUUAUACAGUAUUUAAUGUACAGAAUAUUGAAGAUUCUCAUUUUUCUCUAGUCAAUUUCAAAAGUUCAAGAGCACGAA